CUUCCACAUUGAUUUUCACUGAAAAUUGAAGUUAAGUUAUAUUUUUGCUGUCAUUAAAUUAGUGUCAGUUUACAAUCAAAUAAGUUCGGUGGUCUGUCAAUCCUCCACCUCAUAUUGUCAAUAUAAUUACUGUUAUUUAUCUACUUGACUAAAGAAAGGUUCGCUGACAGAAAUCAAUCGAAAUGUCAUUCCUUGUGCUCCUAUUGGUUCUAUACAUUAUUUGGGAUGUAAAUUAUUUCAUAAGAGUCGUCUUCACUGUUGUUGCUGGCCGUUUAUUCCAAAAGAAGCGAAAAAUAACCGACAAAACCACAAUUUAUGGCAUUUGUACAUCUCAAGAUGUUGACAUCUUUAUCCGCCACAUGAACAACGCCAGAUAUCUGCGUGAACUUGAUUUCGCCCGAUUCCAUUAUUAUGGCUUGACCGGGUUAUAUGAGGAGGUUAAGAAACUCGGUGGUGGAGCGGUUCAAGGUGCGUCCAGUGUUCGUUACAGGCGAACAAUUCCAAUCUUCCAUCCAUAUAAAAUCGAUACGAAACUCAUUUGGUGGGAUGAUAAGGCUAUCUAUUUGGAACAGCAGUUUAUUACAGUGGCUGAUGGUUUUGUAAGGGCUGUGGCACUAUCCAAGCAGUGCAUUACAAAUUGUAGUGUCAAUGAUGUGAUGAAGCAAUUCCCAGAGGGCAAGACUGCACCAGCAAUGCCAGAAGAGUUGAAAUUAUGGCUGCAAGCGAUCGAGGUGUCAAGUGACAAGCUGAGGAAAGAUAAAUAAGAGUUCAAAUUUAUUUGUUUUUAAUUUUUCGUCUUGAAGAGAGUGAGAUUGAUUUACUUUUAUACAUAAGGUGUUUUGAUAAUAAAAUGUAUUAUUAAUAAGUUGUUAAA
Molecule: messenger RNA, 874 nt
Organism: Eupeodes corollae
Lineage: Eukaryota; Metazoa; Arthropoda; Insecta; Diptera; Syrphidae
Product: protein THEM6
Exons: 3
Coding region: 183-764 (193 amino acids)
Source: RefSeq, a predicted model, not a curated record